Messenger RNA from Ylistrum balloti, 1935 nucleotides. RefSeq names its product serine/arginine repetitive matrix protein 1-like. NCBI's taxonomy places the organism in Eukaryota, Metazoa, Mollusca, Bivalvia, Pectinida, Pectinidae. Bases 1 to 1935 code for a protein of 644 amino acids. The record is from RefSeq and is a predicted model, not a curated record. The transcript has a single exon.
AUGGUGGUACAACCACAACCCCAGCUACUGGUGAAGAAACGUGUGCUGUAUAUAGGUAGUUCCGUUCCCCUAGAGACCCAGGAUGGGAUCGAAGCAAUUCAACAGCCCCUGAGGGAUCGGUACCCAAGUGGGGACGAGACACAGGUACAAGGUAUAGACGCUUACGUGAGUAUUCUGUCAACAGGUAUACAGUUACAAUACAUUGAUGAUGGUAACCUCGUAAUAUUCUUCCCUAUCUCAUCAUUGACACUGUGCGCUGCAGUGAGACACGUUAAAAACAUCAACGCUGGAACUGGCGAUAUACAGUCCCAAUUCCUUUCCCUCUCCAACCCUUUGACCAAGACCGGCAAUAAUUCUAAAAGCCCAGCCAUAUUUUCCACGAUCACACGUCGUACCAAAGGUAGGAAGAUCCUGGAGUGCCAUGGCUUUCUGUGUGCUUCCGACCAGGAUGCCAUGGACCUGGUUCGAGCCACGUCAGUGGUAGACCGGAAGUCCAGAGGACUACCGCCAAUGCCGCCUCAGCCAGCCCAGUCAGAGCCCCCACCGACAUUUAGGGGCGGAGCUUCUUUCAGGAGUGCCGCUGGACCCCCACCUUCGUUUAGAAACUCGAACGGUACUAUGGAAGGACGAGGUACUGCUAGGACCACUAACGGGACGACUAACGGUCAUGCCACCACAAAUGGAAUCCGACUGACACCAGGUGUCGUAAACAAACCACGCGACGCACCUCCGGAGUUUUACGAACCUCCACCUACACAGGGCUACUUUUACAGCAGUGAAAAGGCAGAGGCUAAGACAUUUAACAUUGAGAAAACAGAUAAUAAAGAGCCGAACCCGUCCCCUCCAAUGUCUGAGCGUGCCCACGCUCCCCAAUUUGUGCCACCAACACAACCCCCGGCGCCCGGACCCGCACCAAAACCGAUGUACAUGCCGGCGGGACAACCCCCGCAGACACCAACGGCUACUGUGCCCCCACCCCCGACACAGCCGGCACCUGUCCCCCCACAAGCCAGACAGCAGAUCCCACAACCUGCCCGACAACAUAUACCGACCAUGAGGAGACCUGUUUAUAUGCAUCCCGGUGUUCACCAGCCAAUGCCACAUCCCUAUUUGAGGCAUCGGUUCUUCUCUCCACCGCCACGGAUGAGACCGCCCCCAGCUCCCUACAUGAUGCCGCCACCCCCACCUGGGAUGGCACCAUUUCCUCCCCACAUGAUGCCACCUGUGUUUGUCCGACGCUCGCGCAAACCAAGGUCACUUUCGUCGAGUUCAAGGUCAAAUUCGCGUUCUCCAAGUCCCCAAAAAGAGGACACUCGCUUAAAAAAUGGCAACGAUUUCGGAAGUGAAAGCUCGAUUUCUAACUACCGGCCACGUACCCCUCCACGGGAUUACGACGCUCCUCGUCAACGCCUUAGCAGACGGGAGGAGUACGAGAGGAAAAGAGAUAGAAGUCGCUACAAUAGAGUUCCUGUAGACAAUCAAGCAGCGUAUUACGUGUACAACUACCCGGGGUAUCAGCCGUUCCCAUUGCGCUCCUCGUCAGUACCCCCACAUCUCCGAUAUGCCAAUAACACAGAAAAGAAGAACAAAAAAGGAAAAAAGAAUAAGAAAUCGAAGAAAGCAAAGAAUGGGCCAGCUAGCCAGUUCUCUAUGCAUAGUUACGGGUACGCCUCCGAGAUACCCCAGGGGAACACAUACCAAGGAUGGGAAGGCUUCGAUAACCCCGAACCAGUUCGCAAACCUAGGGAUUUUAGACGCGAGGAGAAUCAAUUCAUGAACGAAAAGAAUUUUUCAAAGAGUAUAAAAGCAGAAACGAGACAAUCGGAGGCCAGAGACUAUCCCACAGCUUAUGAUCUGAACGAGCCUGCGCCACGGCCACCCACUGUACAUGAUGACAGUAAGGACGAAGAUAUUGGAGAUUUCACGAUGUACUAA